Messenger RNA from Staurois parvus, 387 nucleotides. NCBI's taxonomy places the organism in Eukaryota, Metazoa, Chordata, Amphibia, Anura, Ranidae. The record is from the annotation of a GenBank genome assembly.
AUGAACAUUCCAUGUGUCGUAGGCAUGAAUGAAGUGGCUUGGCAAGAGACCAGAGGAAUAAUGCAUGCGAGCAAUGGGCAGGAUGCACUUGGGGUUGCAGUCGGGAUGGUCCCCUCCGGAGGAACAGUGUCAGGACCCAUUGGAAACCAUCCACAUGCCAUUCCUCCCGGUGCUUCCAACGCACAGGUGCCUUUGAGCGGCCGCUCUCAGGAUGAUGCCACAGUGGGAUAUUUCUUCCAAAGACAAGCCGGAGAACAGGUGAAUGGCUACAGCAACAAGCACCGAUGGCCAACAGGAGAUAGCGUGGAGGCUUCGGUGAGGUCUGCAGAUGACUUGAAUCACGGUUUCCAGGCACUGGCAUUAGAAUCUCGAGGAAUGGGAGAGGUG